GACAUGUCAAAACCGGGCAGCUGGCGGCCAUCAAAGUCAUGGACGUGACUGAAGAUGAAGAAGAGGAGAUUAAGCUGGAGAUUAACAUGCUGAAGAAAUACUCUCAUCAUAGAAACAUCGCCACGUAUUACGGCGCCUUCAUCAAGAAGAGUCCUCCAGGACACGACGACCAGCUGUGGCUGGUGAUGGAGUUUUGUGGAGCCGGUUCGAUCACAGAUCUUGUGAAGAACACUAAAGGGAAUUCCCUGAAGGAAGACUGGAUCGCAUACAUCUCCAGAGAAAUCCUCAGGGGUUUGGCUCACCUGCACGCUCAUCACGUCAUCCACAGAGACAUCAAGGGCCAGAACGUGCUUCUGACGGAGAAUGCCGAGGUCAAGCUAGUGGACUUCGGCGUCAGCGCUCAGCUGGAUCGAACCGUGGGCCGCAGAAACACCUUCAUCGGGACGCCGUACUGGAUGGCUCCCGAGGUCAUCGCCUGCGACGAGAACCCAGACGCCACGUACGACUACAGGAGCGACCUGUGGUCCUGUGGGAUCACUGCCAUAGAGAUGGCCGAGGGCGCUCCUCCAUUGUGCGAUAUGCAUCCCAUGCGAGCGCUCUUUCUCAUACCCAGAAAUCCUCCGCCCAGACUCAAGUCCAAGAAAUGGUCUAAGAAGUUCUUCAGCUUCAUCGAGGGCUGUCUGGUGAAGAACUACACGCAGCGGCCGCCCACCGAUCAGCUGCUGAAGCACCCCUUCAUCAGAGACCAGCCCAACGAGCGGCAGGUGCGCAUCCAGCUCAAAGACCACCUGGACCGCUGCCGCAAGAAGCGCGGAGAGAAAGACGAGACCGAGUACGAGUACAGCGGCAGUGAGGAAGAGGAGGAGGAGGCUCAGGAGCAGGAGGGAGAGCCCAGCUCUAUCGUGAACGUGCCGGGCGAGUCGACUCUGCGGCGGGACUUCAUCCGUCUGCAGCAGGAGAAUAAGGAGCGCUCGGAGGCCCUGAGACGCCAGCAGCUCCUCCAGGAGCAGCAGCUCCGCGAGCAGGAGGAGUACAAGCGGCAGCUGCUGGCCGAGCGACAGAAGCGCAUCGAGCAGCAGAAGGAGCAGAGGAGGCGUCUGGAGGAGCAACAGAGACGCGAGCGCGAGAUGAGGAGGCAGCAGGAGCGAGAGCAGAGGAGGAGAGAGCAGGAGGAGAAGAGGCGCCUGGAGGAGAUGGAGAGGAGGCGCAAAGAGGAGGAGGAGCGCCGAAGGGCAGAGGAGGAGAAGAGGAGGGCUGACCGCGAGCAGGAGUACAUCCGCCGGCAGCUGGAGGAGGAGCAGAGGCACCUGGAGAUCCUGCAGCAGCAGCUGCUUCACGAGCAGGCCAUGCUCCUGGUGGAUGAGCGUCACCGCAGGAGCGUGCAGGGCUCUCCUCAGACCGCAGUCCUGCAGAAGCAGCCUCCAGCCGUGCCACCGCGAUCAUCAGAGCCCUUCUCCAACGGCAGCAGCAGCAGUGACCCGCAGGAUCUGACGGCGCUGGCGAAGGAGCUGCGUGCGGUGGAGGACGUGCGGCCGCAGCACAAAGCCACGGACUACUCGUCCUCCAGCGAGGACUCGGGCACCACUGAUGACGAGGACGACGAGGAGGUGGAUCAGGAGGCGGGAGAGGAGUCGACGUCUGGCCCCGAGGACUCCCGCGCCGGCUCGUCCAGACUCAGUAAUGGAGAGACGGAAGCAGCUAAGACCAUGGUUGUCCAAGACAACGACGCCUCCUCUACGCCAUGCAAAGACAGCACGCUGAUCAUGAGACAGUUCCAGAGAGCAGGGCCUGUGACAGUGCUGGGAUCAGGCUGGAUUCCCAGUCCUGUAGAGAUUGGGCAGAGGAACUGCAUUAGGGGCCUGCCCGACCUGCUCCAGCAGUCCUCCUCGGCUCCCAGCAGCCCUGCCCUGUCCCCCCUCAGUCCCUCGGACAGAGUCCCGUGCCUAGCAGAGACUCCCACCGUGCCGAAGCACAAGUCUUCCUCGUCUUUCACGCCCUUCAUUGACCCGCGUCUCCUGCAGGUCUCUCCAUCCACCGGCAGCGCGCUCAAUAAUGCUGGUUACAGUAAUGACGCUCGACUGCAGGAGGCUCUGCGGCAGGACGCGUCUCGUAAGGGAUCGGUGGUCAACGUCAACCCUGUCAACACACGGCCCCAGAACGACACGCCAGAGAUCCGCAAGUACAAGAAGAGGUUCAAUUCAGAGAUCUUGUGCGCUGCUCUCUGGGGAGUGAAUCUGCUGGUGGGCACAGAGAGCGGCCUCAUGCUGCUGGAUCGCAGCGGUCAGGGCAAGGUCUACCCGCUCAUCAGCCGCAGACGCUUCCAGCAGAUGGACGUUCUGGAGGGACUCAAUGUGCUGGUGACCAUAUCAGGGAAGAAGAAUAAAUUGCGUGUGUACUAUCUGUCCUGGCUGAGGAACAAGAUCCUCCAUAAUGACCCUGAGGUGGAGAAGAAGCAGGGCUGGACCACCGUAGGAGACCUUGAGGGCUGUGUGCACUACAACGUCGUGAAGUACGAGAGGAUCAAGUUCUUGGUUCUGGCCCUGAAGAAUUCAGUCGAGGUGUACGCCUGGGCUCCCAAACCCUACCAUAAGUUCAUGGCUUUCAAGUCCUUCGGUGAUCUGGUGCACAAGCCGCUGCUGGUUGACCUCACGGUUGAAGAAGGCCAAAGGUUAAAGGUCAUCUACGGGUCCUGCUCUGGCUUUCAUGCCGUGGAUGUGGACUCGGGAGCCGUCUACGACAUCUAUCUGCCGACUCACAUCCAGAGCAGCAUCCAGUCACACGCCAUCAUCAUCCUGCCCAACACGGACGGCAUCGAGCUGCUGGUGUGCUACGAGGACGAGGGCGUGUAUGUCAACACCUACGGCCGCAUCACUAAAGACGUGGUGCUGCAGUGGGGCGAGAUGCCCACCUCCGUCGCGUAUAUCCGCUCUAACCAGAUCAUGGGCUGGGGAGAGAAGGCCAUAGAGAUCCGCUCGGUGGAAACGGGCCACCUGGAUGGAGUUUUCAUGCACAAAAGAGCACAGCGACUCAAGUUUCUGUGUGAGAGGAAUGACAAGGUGUUCUUCGCCUCGGUGCGCUCCGGCGGCUCCAGUCAGGUGUACUUCAUGACGCUGGGACGCACCUCUCUGCUCAGCUGGUGAAGAAGCGUCGGGGUUCUGGCCGCUGGAGGACUGACAAACACACUGAUGAUGCAGCCUGCUGCAUGAGGGACGGCUCGAGUGUCUACAGUAUUAUUGCUAGUCUGUGUAAAUGUCUUUCUCUAGAGUUUAAUCAAACCUGACUCCGCUGAGAGGAGCGCUGCUGUCGUGUCUCUCGCUCACACAAUGGUGAAACGCUCAAUGGCUUUGUUUUGUCAUGUAUUUUUUAUUUAUGGCUUGUAUUUAUUUCUAGGGUUUUGUUUUUGUGAGCAGUAAUGUGGAGGGUUCCUGAGAGCUGGCUCUGUGUGGAGCGUCUGAUGAAGUGCACCGCUGCGUCAGCUUCAGUUCUGCUUCUCAUCAAACACAAGGAUUCAGAUCAAUUACUCUCUGUUGCCUCUCUUUCAUCAUCUUGUCUGCUCUCACGCCGCCUCUUCUCUUCUUUUCCUUUUUAGUCACUUAUCCUCUUAUCUUAUCCUCUUUUUCUUCUGCCAUGUGUCAGAUGACCGUGGCCUUGUUCCUGUUGUUUGAAUUGUGCUUCAGAAUGACGAGUGAAGGAGUUUAAAUCAGGCUGUUUAACGAGCAUCUCCACUGCCUCCAAACCUCGAACCUGACCGUCAUUAUGUUUUGAGAAACCGAGAGUGAAAGUAGUUCUGCCAUUUCAUGCAUUGGACCUGGAAACUGAAUCUGAACUGUCCACUCAACGUCCAGACCACAAACCAGUCAUAAAACUGACAUUUGAAUCGUUUUGUACGUUUUUUCGUGCGCUUGACCAAUGAGUUUUGGAGAUUCGUGGAUUUCAUCACCAUCACAAACGGAGGAGUAAAGAUGGCCGUGAUGAAACGCUACCUUCAGUCGGAUGUGAAAGACCAUCUUGGUCAUGGACUGUGAUUAUGAGGAGUUGAACCUGAACUGUGUUUAUUUAAUGAAAGGCAGGACUGAGGAAAGAAGCAAUUGAACCAAAUGAAAGAGAUGAGCGUGCACGAGUCCAGAGACGCUUCUGCUGCCCCUGCUUUUGUUCUGUCUUCUCUUCCUGUUUUUAAAGUUUACACAGACACACACACACACACACACACUCUCUUCUGCUGACUGCAGUGAAUCUGCUGGAUGAUGUCUGUUAUGAUUACUGGAGGUAUUUUCUCUGUUUAGUUCACCUCUCCACACACACACUAUAGGUUUACAUGUUCUAUAAGUUCUAUAUUUAUGUUUCUUGUAUUAUUUAGCAUUAGAUCAUUUUAAGAACUUUCAGUGAGAUUUGUCAUAAGAAGAAGGUGAAUCAGGCCAAAGGCAAACUCUAAGAGUGAAGCGAACAUGUUUAGAAAAGCCACGAAAUGAAAGCUGCUUUAACUUUGAGAGUUUCUCAGUCCUUCACACAGUUAAACACAGCUAGCGAUUGUGAUGUUUCAGUUCUUGCCCUGAUCUAGUGACCUGAAGUAAAUUCAGCUGGAAAAAA
Sinocyclocheilus grahami is the source of this 4587-nucleotide messenger RNA. Its product is annotated as mitogen-activated protein kinase kinase kinase kinase 4-like. Gene Ontology annotation, molecular function: protein kinase activity; ATP binding. Gene Ontology annotation, cellular component: cytosol. The transcript is spliced from 25 exons. The coding region runs from base 39 to 3140 and encodes 1033 amino acids. Gene Ontology annotation, biological process: protein phosphorylation. NCBI's taxonomy places the organism in Eukaryota, Metazoa, Chordata, Actinopteri, Cypriniformes, Cyprinidae. The record is from RefSeq and is a predicted model, not a curated record.